This is a messenger RNA of Drosophila busckii, 1061 nucleotides long. RefSeq names its product segmentation protein even-skipped (gene eve). NCBI's taxonomy places the organism in Eukaryota, Metazoa, Arthropoda, Insecta, Diptera, Drosophilidae. The transcript has a single exon. The record is from RefSeq and is a predicted model, not a curated record. Gene Ontology annotation, biological process: regulation of transcription by RNA polymerase II. Gene Ontology annotation, molecular function: RNA polymerase II cis-regulatory region sequence-specific DNA binding; DNA-binding transcription factor activity, RNA polymerase II-specific. Gene Ontology annotation, cellular component: nucleus. Bases 1 to 999 code for a protein of 332 amino acids.
AUGGUAAGUUACAAAAGCAAAAGCAAAACUUAUGGGAACAAUCAACUAACUUUUAGUUUCUCUUAUUUACUUUUAGAGUGCCUGUCUAGUCCGGACAACUCGCUGAAUGGCAGUCGCAAUUCGGAGAUACCCGCUGAUCCGUCGGUUCGUCGCUAUCGAACUGCAUUUACACGCGAUCAGCUGGGACGUCUCGAGAAGGAGUUCUACAAGGAGAACUAUGUGUCGCGUCCGCGUCGCUGCGAGCUGGCCGCACAAUUGAAUCUGCCCGAGUCGACCAUCAAGGUGUGGUUCCAGAAUCGCCGCAUGAAGGACAAGCGUCAGCGCAUCGCCGUCGCCUGGCCCUACGCUGCCGUCUACUCCGAUCCCGCUUUCGCCGCUUCCAUUCUGCAAGCAGCCGCCAAUAGCGUGGGCAUGCCCUAUCCUCCCUACGCCGCCGCCGCCGCCGCUGCCGCCAAUCCCAUGCUGGCCACCGGCAUGCCCACAAUGCCAGUGCCCGGACAUGCUGCCUACGGCCAGUACCGCUAUGCGCCCUAUCACAUUCCCGCUCGCCCAGCGCCACCCGCACCACACAUGCAUCCACAUGCGCAUCAUCAACACUCCGCCGCCGCCAUGCAGGCUGCAGUUAUGAACGCCGCCGCUCCCAUGGCCGCCUAUCCCGCUGCCAUGUUGGGCGCCGCUGCCGCCGGCAUGCCGCCCAGCUAUGCUGUGCCCAAGACGCAUACGCCACCGCUGGAUCUGCAAUCCUCCUCCUCACCGCACUCGCACUCCAGCACGCUCUCGCUCAGUCCCGUCGGCUCCGAUCACACCAAGGUCUUCGAUCGCAGCCUCAGCCCACUGCGCACCACUGCACACAACAACACCACCAGCAGUCCUCUGCCCGCACCUGGUCUGCUCAUGCCCAGCGCCAAGCGUCCCGCCUCCGCCAUGUCGCCACCACCCGCCACACAGAUCACAGAGCCCAAGCCAAAGCUCUUCAAGCCAUACAAGACUGAGGCGUAACCCGCUUGAUCACACCCCCCUUAAAGAAAUUGUACAAAUUAGCCUAAGCCUGUUUUGUUAAU